AUGAUUACUUCAGAUUUGCCAGUACUACAGGAUUCUACAAAUGAAACUACUGCACAUUCAGAUGCUGGCAGUGAGCUUGAAGAAGCAGAAGUCAAAGGAAAAAGAAAAAGGGGCCGUCCUGGCAGGCCUCCAUCUGCCACUAAGAAACCUCGGAAGUCUCCAGCAGACAAGGGUCGUUCUGAAUCUGGAGCUAGAGGAGCAAGUCGUGGAAGAGCUAAUGGCCACCCUCAGCAGAAUGGAGAAGGGGACCCUGUCACUUUGUUUGAAGUGGUUAAGCUGGGGAAGAGUGCUAUGCAGUCUGUGGUGGACGACUGGAUUGAAUCAUAUAAACAAGACAGGGACAUAGCACUUCUGGAUUUAAUCAACUUCUUUAUCCAGUGUUCAGGAUGUCGAGGUACCGUAAGAAUUGAAAUGUUCAGGAACAUGCAAAAUGCAGAAAUCAUAAGGAAAAUGACAGAAGAAUUUGAUGAGGACAGCGGUGAUUAUCCACUUACCAUGCCUGGGCCACAGUGGAAGAAGUUUCGAUCCAACUUCUGUGAAUUCAUUGGAGUGCUCAUUCGACAGUGUCAGUAUAGCAUCAUUUAUGAUGAAUACAUGAUGGACACGGUGAUCUCUCUUCUGACUGGUUUGUCAGAUUCCCAGGUCCGGGCUUUCAGGCACACCAGUACAUUAGCUGCUAUGAAGCUUAUGACUGCUCUUGUGAAUGUUGCCUUAAACCUGAGCAUUCAUCAGGAUAAUACACAGAGGCAGUAUGAAGCUGAGAGAAACAAAAUGAUUGGCAAAAGAGCUAAUGAAAGAUUGGAGCUGCUGCUUCAGAAAAGAAAAGAGCUACAAGAAAACCAAGAUGAAAUCGAAAAUAUGAUGAACUCUAUUUUUAAGGGUAUAUUUGUUCAUAGAUACCGUGAUGCUAUUGCUGAGAUUAGAGCUGUCUGUAUUGAAGAAAUUGGUGUCUGGAUGAAAAUGUACAGUGAUGCCUUCCUGAAUGAUAGUUAUUUAAAAUAUGUUGGCUGGACACUACAUGACAGGCAAGGUGAAGUGAGGUUGAAGUGUUUGAAAGCUCUUCAGAGUCUGUAUACCAACAGAGAGUUAUUUCCAAAACUGGAGCUGUUCACUAAUAGAUUCAAGGAUCGCAUUGUAUCAAUGACACUUGAUAAGGAAUAUGAUGUCGCUGUGGAAGCUAUUCGAUUAGUCACGCUAAUACUUCAUGGAAGUGAAGAAGCUCUGUCCAAUGAAGACUGUGAGAAUGUUUAUCACUUGGUGUAUUCAGCACACCGGCCUGUUGCAGUAGCAGCUGGAGAAUUCCUACACAAAAAACUGUUCAGCAGACAUGAUCCCCAAGCUGAAGAGGCUCUAGCAAAGAGGAGGGGGCGAAAUAGUCCAAAUGGAAACCUUAUUAGAAUGUUGGUUCUUUUCUUUCUUGAAAGCGAGUUGCAUGAACAUGCAGCCUAUUUGGUGGACAGUUUGUGGGAGAGCUCUCAAGAACUGUUGAAAGACUGGGAAUGUAUGACAGAAUUGCUCUUGGAGGAACCAGUCCAAGGAGAAGAAGCAAUGUCCGACCGGCAGGAGAGUGCUCUUAUUGAGUUGAUGGUGUGUACAAUCAGACAAGCUGCUGAAGCACAUCCUCCAGUAGGCAGAGGCACUGGCAAGAGAGUCUUGACAGCGAAAGAAAGAAAAACUCAGAUAGAUGACAGGAAUAAAUUGACUGAGCAUUUCAUUAUUGCACUUCCUAUGUUGCUAUCCAAGUACUCCGCUGAUGCCGAGAAGGUUGCAAAUCUCCUACAAAUCCCUCAGUAUUUUGACCUGGAAAUCUAUAGCACGGGAAGAAUGGAAAAGCAUCUGGAUGCCUUACUGAAACAGAUUAAGUUUGUUGUGGAAAAGCAUGUGGAAUCGGAUGUUCUCGAAGCCUGCAGCAAAACCUACAGCAUACUCUGUAGUGAAGAAUAUACAAUCCAGAACCGAGUUGACAUAGCCCACAGCCAACUUAUUGAUGAAUUUGUGGAUCGAUUCAACCAUUCUGUAGAGGAUCUGCUGCAGGAGGGAGAAGAAGCUGAUGAUGAUGACAUAUACAAUGUGCUCUCCACAUUAAAGAGGUUAACUUCUUUUCACAACGCUCAUGAUCUCACAAAAUGGGAUCUGUUCAGUAACUGCUACAGAUUACUAAGAACUGGAAUUGAACAUGGAGCUAUGCCAGAACAGAUAGUUGUUCAGGCACUGCAGUGUUCCCAUUACUCUAUUCUCUGGCAGCUGGUGAAGAUCACUGAAGGCUCCCCUUCCAAAGAGGACUUGUUGGUAUUGAGGAAAACUGUGAAAUCCUUUCUGGCUGUCUGCCAGCAGUGUCUAUCAAAUGUCAACACUCCAGUCAAAGAACAGGCUUUCAUGUUGCUCUGUGAUCUCUUGAUGAUUUUUAGUCAUCAGCUGAUGACUGGAGGUCGAGAAGGUCUUCAGCCUUUGGUGUUUAAUCCAGAUUCAGGACUCCAGUCAGAACUCCUCAGUUUUGUGAUGGACCAUGUCUUUAUUGACCAAGAUGAUGAAAACCAGAGCAUGGAGGGAGAUGAAGAAGAUGAAGCUAACAAAAUAGAAGCGUUACAUAAGAGAAGAAACCUUCUGGCCGCCUUUAGCAAGCUGAUAAUUUAUGACAUUGUGGACAUGCACGCAGCAGCAGAUAUCUUCAAACACUAUAUGAAGUACUAUAAUGACUAUGGAGAUAUCAUUAAGGAAACCCUGAGCAAAACAAGGCAAAUUGAUAAAAUCCAGUGUGCAAAGACACUCAUUCUCAGUUUGCAACAGCUGUUUAAUGAGCUUGUUCAGGAGCAAGGUCCCAAUUUGGACAGGACAUCUGCCCAUGUUAGUGGAAUUAAGGAACUGGCCCGUCGGUUUGCCCUCACUUUUGGCUUGGAUCAGAUCAAGACAAGAGAGGCUGUGGCCACACUGCACAAAGAUGGCAUAGAGUUUGCCUUCAAAUAUCAGAAUCAAAAAGGACAAGACUAUCCACCUCCUAACCUUGCUUUCCUUGAAGUGCUUAGUGAAUUUUCUUCUAAACUCUUGCGACAGGACAAAAAGACUGUUCACUCCUACUUAGAGAAGUUUCUGACAGAACAGAUGAUGGAAAGAAGAGAAGAUGUAUGGCUUCCACUCAUUUCCUACAGAAACUCACUAGUUACGGGUGGCGAGGAUGACAGAAUGUCCGUUAACAGUGGAAGCAGCAGCAGCAAAGCCUCUUCGGUGAGGAAUAAGAAAGGACGACCACCGCUCCACAAAAAGAGAGUAGAAGAUGAGAGUCUAGAAGGCUCAUGGCUGAACAGGAACGAAAACAUACAUACUCCAGGGACACUGCAAGCGCCACAGCUCACCUCUACUGUCUUGAGAGAGAACACUAGACAAAUGGGGGAGCAGAUCCAGGAGCACGAGUCGGAGCAGGGAUCUGAACAAGAUUUUUUACACAAUCCGCAGAUGCAGAUAUCUUGGUUGGGCCAACAGAAGCUAGAAGAUUUAAAUCGAAAGGACAGGACAGGAAUGAACUACAUGAAAGGGAGAACUGGUGUAAGGCAUGCAGUACGAGGUCUAAUGGAAGAUGACGCUGAGCCCAUCUUUGAAGAUGUAAUGAUGUCCUCACGAGGUCAGCUAGAGGAUAUGAACGAAGAAUUUGAGGACACAAUGGUCAUUGAUCUGCCACCUUCAAGAAACCGGCGAGAACGGGCUGAACUGAGGCCAGACUUCUUUGACUCCGCAGCUAUCAUUGAGGAUGAUUCAGGAUUUGGAAUGCCUAUGUUCUGAAGUCUGGUGAAGACAUUUUACAAAUUUGGAACUCUAUUGUUUAGAGCUAGAGGCCUAUAUACUGUGAUAGCUUGUAUGAAAACCACAUUUUUGAUGUGAUACGGUUUGAUUUUUAACCAAAUGAUUGAGGUCAAUCCCUUUUUGUAGUGACAGAAAGAAGAGGAACUUCUUAAUGACACAAAGGAAUGUUGGCCAAUCCAGUCACCUCAGAAGGGCUGACCUAAAAAAUCAUUUGUAUCCCUGUUCUUGACUGUCCUAAUACAGAUUUUUUUUUUUUUUUUCCUGGAUGAGGAGGAAGUUUUAAAUUGUUAAGACAGCUGUCGAAAUAAACACUGUUCUACAUAUGUUUUCUGAAAACAACAUUGAGUGAAAACAGAACUUUUUAACUUUAUUUUUCUGCUGUACAAUUUAAAACAGUUUUAACAUUUGCCUUUUUAUGUUUUAAAAGCUAGCCAUUUUUAUUAAACCUAUGCCUAUCAGCCAUUGACUAGCAAUGAUGCUAUAAGCAGGUCAUUCUGGCUACAGAGAAGUGUUUUUGAACACACUGGAUUUGAUUAACAUUAUGGUACGCUUAUAUCCUCUCGUAGGCAUUGAGAAGAACACUCUUAUAGAAGAGGUUAGAAUUCUAAUGACGUGCAUCUCUGCCAAAAAAUUUCAGAUUCUGAUAUGAUAAACCCAGAUUUUAUACUCUUGAGAAGAUUUAUUUUUAUUUAUAAUGGGACAUAAAGUAAGAGAUGUCCAUGAAGCCACUUUUCCAACAGAUGCUGUGUAACAUUCAUUUUAUAUAGCACAUGGGGACACAAAAACAGUAAAUUUUCUAUUGGUACUUGCUCUGUGCAUUUUUAGCAACUUAUACCAGCAAAUAAAGUAUUCUCAGUAAAACACACAAACGGUUCUCAAGUAAUCACUUUGCUGUUUUUACUACCUACUUCAAGCCCUGCCAACCCAAGGUACAUAAACAGCAACUUUCCUAUUAAAAAUAGUAAUUCAAGGGUGGGGGAAAGGAAUCACUUUAGCAUACUAAAAGCAAUUUUAACUGUACCAUAAAAAAAAAAAGUCUACUUUCCAUGCCGUAAAUACCCUUUUGCGCUAUUUUUGUAAAUUAAUUUUGCCAGUUAGAAGUACUGUAUGUGCUGCAUAGAAAUUUGUGCUUAGAUGGUGAAGUUCUUAAGCUUACAAUGGAAUACAGCUACAUUUUCAGUGUUAACUGUGCAUAUUAAGAGUAAUUCUUUGGAAAAAAAAAUAUGAUUUUUCAAAAAAGUUAAAAACAUGAAAAAAAACCAAAAAACCCAAAACAUUCUCAGCUAAUUCAUUGUAAUAAGAGAUUUUUUUUCAAUGUCUUCACUAAUUUGGAAUCUCAUUAUGCUUCGAUUUUAUGACUCUGCCUAGUAGCUGCUACUUAGUUAAAACUGGCCUGAU
Balearica regulorum gibbericeps (East African grey crowned-crane) is the source of this 5193-nucleotide messenger RNA. Lineage: Eukaryota; Metazoa; Chordata; Aves; Gruiformes; Gruidae. The record is from RefSeq and is a predicted model, not a curated record.